This is a messenger RNA of Formica exsecta, 13465 nucleotides long. RefSeq lists its product as uncharacterized. The record is from RefSeq and is a predicted model, not a curated record. The transcript is spliced from 6 exons. The coding region runs from base 1204 to 12465 and encodes 3753 amino acids. Lineage: Eukaryota; Metazoa; Arthropoda; Insecta; Hymenoptera; Formicidae.
CUCCAAGUAUAAACUGUUUUGUAAAACUUGCUAUCAAAUAUAAUCUUUGAUGAACGUGUAGAUAAUAAAAAAAAAUCAUCAAAGAUUUGCUGCGUAUUCAGACUAAAUUGAUUUCAUUACUAAAGUACGAUGAUAUUUUAGCGUACGCUUCUUUCGUUAUUUAUUUUAUUGGCGUACAGCGUUAUAACGGGUUUUUUUUUCACGCGUUCCUCGUCGUAACAAGCCAACGGCACUCGUGACGGUUGCGGCUAUAUUAAGCGAAACGUAAGGCGAUUACCGUCGUAUUUUUCAUGACAAGUAUUCGAAGUGGGCGUUUGCACGCAUGUGCGCCCAGGUACGAGUGCGCGGAUACGCACCAUAUAUACACACACAUACAUGUACACACGGGGCAUACAGGUCGCGCGCACGAAGCACCUUUCGGUGCAGAGGGCGCGUGAUGUUUUUUUUUCCUCCUCCGCGCUCUGCGAGCAGUCGUGUCCAAUAUGGCGUGCGUGUUGUGAACGAUGUUAAUGUGCAGGUAAGUCAAAUAAUGUGCGUCCUGUCUUGCGUAUAGUUUGCACACGACGAUCACCUCGACGAUGAGAGUAAAGUGAGCGCGACGGACUCUUCGCAAAUACGAGCGAUUUACACAGGGAUAACGAUUAAGUAUCGCGUGUGAUAUCAAUCGUGGUGUCAAUCGAACAACUUUCAAGGUCCGGCCAGCAAGGUGCGUUUCCACUUAUGCCAGGUACGCGCGUAUAAAUUACGCACCGUUAUCGUGCCGCGUACGAUACACGACGAAUGACAGCAAUAACGUUCGGCUGCUUAUCAUGGUAAACACGCGUACGACGAAGGGUACAGCGCGAUCUAGGCUAAUUGUAACAAUGGCUACAACACUGGGGUAAAUAUGGUGUCACCUGUGGGUCGGUCUGUCUCGGUACCGUCUCGACUCGACUCUAACUCCGGUCUAUGGAUUGAUGACAGAUCCGACGUUUUCUCGAUUUCGACGCGUGACGUUCCGUAUCACGUAGCUAGAUAUGUGUAACAUGUUGCGAAAUUUGCAUCAUAAUGAAGACACAUUUGGCCAUACUGAUAAACAUGGUCCCGUGCGCCAAAGGUGUCAAAGAAAUAUGUAGCCUCCUGCUCUUAUUAGUUGGACACAUUUUCCUGUGAAUAAGGAAAACAAUGUAAUCACACAACAAAAUAAUAGCAAAACAAUGUACAAUGAACUACAGUGGAAAUAUGCCAGAUUGGCAUCAAUAUAAUCCCUCGCAAUCAGGAAUAAACGACGUAACAUCUACUGCUCAAAAUGUCAAUUCAGGACACUUAUCGUUUAUUUCCAGUAUUAGUCCAACCUGUUCGACACAAUUGAAUAGCUUAAAUCUCAGUUCUGAGGGAUUCGAGAAACACCAAAGUGAUCCUAAUUUUAAUCCGAGGCAUUUCCAGCCACAUUUGUCAAGUAACAUUUCGCAUGGGCACAAUGCCGCUGCUGACAAUACCCCUCUGGCGUCAAUGGUACAAAUGCAAAACUGCAUUGGUCAUUAUGGACCUUCGAAUACAAGGAAUCCCAUGGUGGAUAAUUCUAUGGACCCGAGAAACGCCCCGAUAGGCGGUUUAAACGAGGAACUAGGUUAUAGAAACAAUCAGGUGCCUUUAAACGGGCCUAUAUCACAUAUGAAUGGACCAAACGUGAUGAAUAUGAAUGCACCGUCGCACGGAUCUAUAGGACCACGAAACACCAAUGUAAAUUCGCAUGCCGCUAGCAGAACGGCGGGUCCGUCAGGUCCUCCGCCGUCCUAUGUUCCCUGCAAGGGAUUGUGUUGCAAUCCGGAUCCUAAUAUAGGUUAUCAGCAAUGGGAAAAAUAUUGCUCCUAUCAGAACAAUGCGACUUACAGGGAGAACAUUCGCUCGUCCGCCGGAUAUCAAGCGGACGCCCGACGAUUCAACAGCGAUUUCAACUUCAGGAAGGAUAAUUUCGACGGAAAGGAGGUUCUAUCGCCCGUCGUACCACCGCCUAACGGGCCUAAUGUGGAUCACCGGAGAAAUUUUCCCGAUUUCAAGUAUCGCAAGGAUCGUUUGCUCACGCGAAAUUAUCCGCCUUCCUCGGGCAUGUUGCAGAACUAUCCUAUGCAAAGCUACAAUUACACGGGAGAGUAUCAGAAAUAUUCCUACAAUGUUAAAGAAUAUUCUAAGAUGAGCGGUAUGAAUGUACCGAAUCAGGGGAUGGUUAAACAUCAAGAGCAAAGCUUUGCAAUACCUCAACAAAAGUACAACAGUAAGCAAGUAUCGUAUCAAAACAACGGCGGCACUAUGAUGCAGAGCAGCAUGCCGUCCGCCACGAAUGUGCCGAAUCCGAAUAUGAUUCCAUCCGCGCAGAAUACCUAUUUUAAUUCGCAAUACCCGAGGAAUCUACCGACGGAGAAUACGCACGACUGUCAAGAGACUGCCACCGACAACGUAUCCAUGGUGAAUAGAAUGCAGGCGUCGACCAUGCAUGCUCCUCCCCCUCAUCCACGAUAUCACAUAUAUCAGCAGAAGAUGGCAAUGCAGAGAUUCUCGAUGGAAAAUCAUCUCAGGGAGCUGAUGAGGAUACCUGGGUAUCAAUCACAUCCCAAGUAUAAGGAAUACGCUCAUAGGUACAGAGAAUUAUUGAAAUCACAGCAGUCCAUCACAUAUCAAGGACCAAUUCAGCAGACUCCGCCGUGCGUCACCGCUUCGACUGUCAACAAUACUUCCACCAUCCCACCCAUAAACUUACAGUUCGAUCAAAAUGGCGUUUUGAUUAAUUCCAAUUACAUACCCGAAGCUUUUCCCAGAAUACAACAAGCGCCACCAGUGAAUCCUCAGGCGCCGCUGAACAGCUUGGCGGAUAAGCAAGCAGGCAAGCAGGAUGGCAACAGUAUCCCCGAAAUAGCAAAUCACAAUGUCCAAAAGCCGGAGCGAUUGAUCUCGCAGCAGCAUAACAACGGCGGUCUCACGGCGGCUGUUCUGUGCUCGGAAAACGUUCAAAAGCAAGACGAAUAUUCUGCGCAAAAAAGUCUCGAUCAGAGCCAGUUUGAAGUGCAGAAAACGGGAAGCGAGAACUUCAAUAAUUUAAAUACAAACGCGGGCAACACGGUUAUACGACAAUAUCCAAAGAAAAUAUCCAAAGAAUUCGCCGACAAGCCGGAAUUGGAUGUACGACAAUUCCUGGCUAAUUGGGACGAGUCGGAAGACGAAGACGGCUCGAGCAACAACUUGCCAAACGCUAUUUUAAGCAAUUCGACGCCAGUGGUUGUUGUGGGUUACGAGAAUGUGAAUCUCUCGGCGAAAACGUUAGAAGAUCUAAACGGCUCCAAGUCGGAAGAGAUCACGUCGAACGUGAUAACGUUCGAAAAUCAAGAUAAGAGCGGCAACAUCGAUGUGGUACCCGCGCAGGACUGUCUGACGAUAUCGUACUCGGCCGCGGAGAACAUCGAGAUGGCCAAGGAUUCAACGUGCAAGGAAAUCAUAUCGAAAGAGAAUGUCGUACGACCGGGAAGUCAUAUCAUACAGUGCAUAAGCAACGGACCUGACGAAGUACCAACGAUACACAUAGUCGAUAAUCUGGAAAUAGGUAGCAUUUUGCAGGUCGCUAACGGUCAAACGGUUGCCGAAACUCUAGAGAGACAAGAAGCGGUGUCAUUCUUUCGAGAGGGAACGGAAGUCACAGCGAGUACAAUAACUCUCGAAGUUGAUAAGAAAACCGACGGUGAAUCCACUUCAACCGAAUACAACGCUGAAACGCUGAGCAAAGACAUCAUCAAAGGUUCCUCUCCUUCUAGAACAGUGGAGGAUACGUCGCAGACAUCACGGAUAAACAAUCCGGAAAUGGCGGCCACCUUGCCUACAUCUAUGAAGGAUAACAACUUGGACACCGCUCAAGACAUGAAUCUGAAGAAGCAGAGCAGUUUCGCGAGCGAGGAAUCUCAUAAUCCGGAUGAUAUAAGUCUGCCGGAUCUACCUACAUCCGAGUGCACCCCGAUCUCCACCACGCUAAAUACGCCCAUUCAUUCCGACAAUGAGGAGUCGUCGGAAUCUCAUGUCGAUGAUCUCACGAUAUCGACGAAUCCGAUAGAAAUUAUACAGAACAGUCCCAUGAUCAGUUUCACGCAAUCGCCGACGAAUGGUGAGCCCUAUGAUCACUUGAGCGACGAGCGGAAUAAAUCAAGCGAUUCGUCGGAAAAUAAAUAUCGAGCGGGGAAUCAUUUCAAGAACGACCGAAGUAAUAAUAUGCUGGAUCAUGACGUUCUUGACACAUUUGAAUUUUCCACGAAUAUUGAUAAGAACGAAUCGACGAUGAUUGCAAAAAACGGUAAGGAACAUGCGAAUACAAAUGAAAAUUCGAAAAAUAACAAUGAGAAAGUAUUCUUACUGCAUGAUGAAACGGAAAACGCGGAGGCCACCGAUAUGCGUAUGACAUUGACCUCUGCGAGUGAAUAUGAAUUAAAGAUCAUGUCAACAGGAAUGCAGCAGAAUAAGUCGACGCGGAAUAAUAAAAAUUCAACGAUCACCAAGCGUCACGCAAAUGAAUCUCAAGCCACCUCCUCGGCGGUAAGCCCGGAUGCUCCUAAACAAUUACUUCAGGAAACAAAUGCGAAAACCAUUCGAUAUGCUAACUCGAUGGAAUUAAAUAAUAUUGCAUUGCAAAAUAUUACGAGAGAUCCGGACCCCAUUGAACUUGAUGGCGGUCGAGAUAUUAAUUAUUCUGAAAAGAGAUGUAUGUCAACUUGUCAAACAAUAACGACGAAUACGAUAAGUUCAUUACCGACAAAUGACAUCGCACCGAAGAAUUCCAGAUCAGCGGUAGAAGAUGGUUGUUCGACGAAGAUUGUAAAAAGUAACUCGUCUAUAUCGCAUAGUACAAAACAUUCGAUUUUAAGCAGCGAUAAGUCGAGAAAAUGCGAGACAUUUACGGGUGAUAAAUUUGCGAAGGAGGAUUCCCUUUUGGAAAAAAACGCCAACGCUAACAAAGCAGUAAAGAUCGAUGAGAAAAACUCGAAAAAUUCCCGACACGUAACGCUUAUGGAUCAUAAAAAAUCAAUUUCGGGCAAUCAAACAAUUUCUCGCAAGAAAAGAUGUUUGUCCGAAAAUACGGCGGAUAAAUUAUGCGGCGAAACAAUUAUACAUCACAAUAAAUAUACUCAAGAAGCGGCAACGCGCAAGGACAAAUCCCGCCCCGUCGAAAGCUUCAAAGAAUCUAAUAUUUCGUAUAAUAAACCAAGAGUGAUUGAUAACGUUAGUAUUGAUGAUAGCGGAGAAAGAAUGCGUCUUCUAAAGGAAUACAGAAGAAUGAAGCACAAAUCGUCUACCCUUGGGCUACAGAAUAAAAAUAAAGAUACACAAGAAAGCUUUGAUACAGCAAACGAGAAGCUUCAUUCUUCGCCAAAUCCUGAAGAAGCGUUGCAAUUACCAAGCAAUAAACAGCUAUAUCAGAAGGACGUAGCGAGGCUCAAGUCAUCCGAGGAACAAGAGAAAAAGCGUGCCAGUAUCCUGAAGACAUUUGUAACUAAGAAUAUAAACCCCGACUUCGCUAUUCAAGUUACGAAUGUCAAUUUAAAACUUAAGGAUAAUGAUCAUCAGAAAGAAUCGCAGCAUUUGGAAGAGGAGGCGAAGAAUAGUGGUCCCCUUGACGCGAUUAAGAUUGAAAUAAACGUGUCGUGCACUGAACGGAAUACAACGGAGAAGCUUUUACAUGAGAAUAUCAAGAAUGCCGUCGCUGAAACGAUCGGCCAUUUGACUAAUUCGAUCUCGAACGGAGUUAGAUCGAAUUCCACAAGUAUAACGGAAAUUCAGUGCGACAAGAAGACAGCUUGCGAUAAACCGGCGGAUUGUCGCGACUACGAGAGACGCAAUCGAUCUCCAGCUACUUUAACGGAAACAUCUACGUAUACUGAGGUUCGCGAGGAUUCAAUCAACACGGAAGUGGUCAAACAUGAUGCGGUUAACACCGCAUGCAAGGAAAACUCGAAUAACGACGAAACAUCCGGCUCGCUUAAGAAGAGACGAGGCUCGUUAUUGGAAGGAAAAUUAAUCAACGAUAUAUACGAAAAAAAAGGUAACAUCGAUACCGAAGCUGAGCCGGAAUCAAACGUCUCGGAAAUUUUGAAAUCAGAGCAAGCGGCAAUCAAAAGAAGAAACCUGCACGAAGAAUCAGACAGAAAAGUCGCUGCUAUCAAUUUCUGCAGCGAGGAAUUGAAAACCUCCUCAGAUAAUUUGCCAUGCGUAGGAUCAACAUCGAAGAAUGUCAGCGUUCAGAAGAAAGAGCAUCAGGAGAUGACUGCCGCUUCUUUAUGCAGGAAUGCAAAAAGCUUCCAAGACGAUAUCGCGUCUAGAUUAAAUGCGAUUCCAUCGACUUCUUCGAGCACGGUGGAUCCCAGUUUGGAAAACGUCAAGUACGAUAAUCCCGUGCAUUUUGAUUAUAACCAUUUUGACGUUGCUCCGAACGAGAAUGCAGAUGCCAAUGCAAAGCGUAUCGAUAGGUGGAAAAGGCCAAAGCGGGAUGACGGUAGAUUCGGGAACUUUGACCUAUGCGAGACCGCCAGCGGUUAUGUAAAUCCAAACUUUUUUAGCGCGGACGAACUGGAGAACUUAAAUACUGUUCCUGUAUACACCACCAAAGACGGCAAGAUCACUUACAGCCUUAAUCCCCGAUUCACAUAUCGCGAAUUAAUCAUGGAAGCUCGCGCGAAUGAGAAUUACGAUAAUGCGCGCGAAUCAUAUUUCGCAAAAUCUCCAUCGUACGAUUAUUACAACUGUUCCAAGUUGCGAAAAGUAUUUAAAAGAAAUCGUGACGUCACUUCCACUACUGGUAGGAAAGGAGAAAUAUCGCCUGCCGACACCAAAUCUGCAUCGAGACACAUUGAUCAUUUACCGAAUAAGAAUGCCGUUCACAAAAACAGCCUUUGUGCAAAAACAUCCCGAAAUACGUCGCAUCUAGAAUUCUUCAACGAUGACGCGGACAAAUUGUACACAAGCAAGAGCAGUCAACAAGAGAGCAAGGAAAAUAACAAGAAGAAUAUCGUGGACUUGAGCUUUCUUGAAAAACAAUACAAUCUGGACAACGAAACCGCGUCCAGCGUUAAACAUUGUAAGACGAAAGUAUUGACGGAUAAUCUCGCGUACGAGAAAGAACACGGUGAGAGCUCCGUAUUCGAUUCGAAUUUAAUUCUGGCACCAAGGCUCCCUUGUUGGGAAGAGACAAUGGAGUCUAUCAAGUCGUACUCGUCCCAUAUCGACAGAAGAAACAGCGAUAAUCUUAAGGAAUUGAAUUUCGGCGAGAUAUUUGCCGCACAGAAACGGUUGGAUUCUUUCCCAUUUCUAUCGACCGAGCAAGACUCUUCUGACAACAGUAAUCGCAAGACAAUUUCUACUAUAGCGAACGAACCAAUAAUACAGCGUUCUACAUGCGAUUAUACCGAAAAUUUAGAUUCAAUCUGGGACAACGAUUCACAGUGCGAACAAUUGAAUAUUGCCCCACAUAAUAAAAAAGAAAAUGAAUGUAAUAAUCAAAAUGAUACAUUAGCAACAGACGUUAAUAAUAAAUCAGCAAACAUACUUAAUACGUCAUUGAAUAUCCAAAGAAAUGAUGAAUAUACAAAGAAGCAGGAGUUUCAAUCCGAUGAAAUUAAAUGCAAUAAUUUGUUCAUCGAAAGGGAACAAUCUCCUCCUAAAGUAGCAGAUGAGAAAACUCACGAUUCUGAAAAAAAUCAAUGUUCUACGAAUUAUGUUAAAGACGAGGAAAUUUUAACAAGAUCUCAUUUAAUGGAAGAUGCUACUCACGUUUGUUGUAUACCUGCUUCUCCAAAAGAAGAUAAAUCCAAUGCCAACGAGGAUGCAAACGCGAAACAUAUUUCAAAUGAAAGUUGUGUCGAAGUCGCAAGUCCAUUCAAAUUGUGCGUAGAAUCUAAAAAUAUGCUCGAUGAAUCAAAAUGUACAGAAACAGUAAAAGACUCUGCGCUUACUUCAAAUAAACAGGGUGAGAUCAAUGAUUCGGUGAAAGAUAAUUCGGAAUCUGCAAUAAGUCAAGAAAUUGUACAUCAACAAGAUUCGUUGGCUCUAAUCGAUCGCAAAGAUAGCGAAAAAGUUGCGCCUGUAAUAGGAUCGAAUAUUUCGACGGAAAUUGACUUUAAUCAAACAAACAGUCAAAAUGACGAAGAAAAUUCUACAGUAUGUAAAUUAAACGAACCAAUUAUCUCGCAAAAUCUAUCUGACAUUAUUUCUAUAGAGCAACCGCUUGACGAAAAAGGCGAUGAGCAGCAAAAGCCGGAAAAUGAUAAACAAGAAGCUGAAGUCUCGUCGAAGGAUCAGGGAAACGACGAGGUGGAUCAUUGUAGCACCGCGAUAAUAUCUACGCCAGCCAUUGCUUUGGAUUUACCUGCGGAAGGAAAUAUAUGUGAUUUAUUCUCGAAUGAGAAGCGCGAACAAAAUAUAUUUGCAAAUGAGGAACGCGAACAAAAUAUAUCUGAGUUCACUGUCAUCAAGAGCAUAAUUAACGGCGACGAGAAACAGCGACAAGAAUCCGAGACGAAAGAAAAUCCCGGAGAUUGCGACAUAAGUCUUGACUCCAAGUUAUUGUGCAUAGAUUCCUCCGAUUGUGGAAUUUACGCGGAGGACAGAUGUCCUUUGACCCAAAUAUCCGAGCACGAUUUCACCGAGGAAGAUAGUAUGGUGCCGAUGGAAUGGGAGACGAGCCAGAUUCAAGAAGACGCUGUCAAUCGUCUGUGCAGUAUCGACGAGACAUCGAUCGACUUUACAGGCGCGGCUAGCUCGCUACAGGAAGCUAAUUCAUUGUUAAACAAUCUGUCUCUCUCGAGAACAUCGAUCACCAAAGAGUCUCGAGUUUCGGAAACGAUCGCCGAGAUUGCCAGCAAACAGAAUGACGAGUCCGAAGUAUCAGCGGUCGAGUCGGCGCCGAUGAUUGAGGAGAUCAAAGCGACAUCGACGAGCAACGAGGAGAACAAGGAGCAGGAUCAAGUUUCUUCCAGUAGUUACGAGAAAAUGGCAUACUUGCGUACGACAGAUUGCAACGCUAACACAAAGAUAGUCCCCAAACUCGUCAUCAAGAAGAGCGAGGUCAGCUCAAAGUUUGUUACAAAAAUGAGUUCCUCUUCCGUUACGCAGUUGGAUAGUACAAUUAAUAAAUCGAUCUUCAAGCCGGGCUGUCAACCGAAGAUACCCAAGAUGAUCAUCAGAAACGCAAGAUCUCGCCCGGGCACACCGUCCAUUGAGGCCGUUCACGAAGAAGUUCCUCCUGUUCAAGUAAAUAUUUCGGAUCGGACUCUACUUACAAACGAAGAACUGUACGCGAAUGAUUCCGAGGAUUCUUUGCAAGAUUCAAAUAAUUAUAGAAACAAGAUUCCCAAAAUGAAGAUCAAACUGGACGAAAAGCAUUCUAAUAAGAUAGUGAGAACCGAGGAUACGGAGGUUUGCAUUAAACGUAAAAGCAUAAAGAAAACUGUACCAAAGGUAAAGAUAAAGAGUUCUUCGAGAAAUGAUCUGUCGGAUAACUCAGUCUGCAGUAAUAUAAUUUCUCAAGAAUCGAAAGAUACAGAAAGGUACGAGGAAAAGAUACCUGUAUUAAAAUUAAGGAAGCAGGAGAGAAACAAAUCGCCGUCUCCAGAAGUGACGCGGAAGAGACAGAGUUCAUGUCAUCCGGAAGUACCGUUAAAGAAAUAUAAGAAAUCGGGACGUGACGAGAUAGGACACUCUACGAGACGUAGUAAUUCAUCCGAUUCGAUGCGAACGGUCGCGCCGGAUUGCGAAACGAGGAAGAAUCCUUCGGUACGCAUCUCCGAAAAAAUUCCCAAAGUUAUCAUUAAGAGAACAUCCGCCAGUGCAGAAUUUAAAUGCGAAUUGAGCAAGAGUUGUAAGAAUGUUAUCGCGAAGAGCGCAAAAUGGCAACCGGAAGUCAAGCUGGAGAGAUAUCGAAUCCUGGAUAGCAUGGUGAAGGAUUUAAAAUUAACUCUGUCCUCUAUAUCACUGCGAACUAUAGAUGAAAUAUUUUCGAAUCGCAAGGACGGCGGCCAUUGUCGGGAGAAGGAAAGUGAUUAUAAAUUAUCCAGGUCGAAUUCGACAUCCGACUUGCUUCCGGUCAAGUGUAAGCAAAGAAGAAUGUCGGAUUACGAUUGCAGAAAAACCAAUGAUACGUUGAGCUUCUCACCAUCGCGAAAUUCUAGGGAUGCUAAGGCAUAUAGUACGCCGAAGAAAAAUCGAGGUAGUAAAUCAACCGAAUUCCAAAAGGAUAAUAAACGUAGAUCGAGAUCUCGCGAUAAUAAACCACGAGUGGAGAUAGACGUUACUUUGUCCGAUAAAGAAAUCAAUCAAACGUUCGAAAGAUCCAGCUCGGAGAUUACUUUGCAAUGCCACGAACACAAAUCUGAUAGUUUUGUCUUUAAUCGCGAGCAAGUGAAAAAAGCAGACGAAGAUACGAUGUUUUCAAGUAAACUUGAAAAGAAGAGUAUUUCCAUCAAGCAUUUAAACGACUCUACAGACUUCAAGCUUGCGUUAAAGGAACUGAAAACAACGUCUAAAAUGGAAACUUGUUUCGUAAAAAUGCCCGAUCUGAACGAAUCAUUUUCCGAGAAAGUCAAUUUACGAACUGACAAAGAACAGAAGGAACAAGAUGAUGAUGUUUUCUUGGAUAAGGAUGAUAAUAAAAUCGUGAUAAAGAAGGAACGACUGAGUAACUCCGAUGACGUGGACAAUAACUGCACUUUGCAGGAUGAUGUCGGUUCGCUUAAGGACGAUCCCGCAAAUAUGUUGGAUAAUUUUGAGAUGGAUAAUAACUCCGUCAUUAAAAUCGAAUCUUCGGACGAGAGUCAAUCUACGAUAGAAAUCCUGCCGGCUUCGCCGAAUGGUACUAGCGAGCUGGAGAGUCACAUGAUUGAGGACGGCGACAGCGAGCAAUUGUAUUCAGCGGACGCAAUUCCAACUCAAUUCGAGUUGGAAUUGGAGAUUACAGAUAACAGUAACCCGGAUUUGCUGGAUGUACUCAUGCCGAGACUAGAUCCUAUCACUGGUUACAGUUCACGUCGUGUAUCUAUCGAAGAAUCUUGUGGCGAUCAGACGUUGAAAAUAACGCGUUGCAAUAAUUUAGAAACUUCGUCUCGCAACAAAAGUUUGCUUGAGAAAAAUAAACACGUUAUGGAAAUUGACAUUAGUAGUGAUGAUAGAUCUGUGUUGGAAAACAACUCGGUUGGCUCUAUCAAGGAGAUCUCUUCGAGAUCUUUAUGCAGCAAGGCAAUAGCUUCUACCGUGACAAGAGACAACUUCUGCUGCAACGAUUCCUUGAUAAAAGAAGUUUUGGCGGCUAAGGAGACCUUGAAGAAGUGCCUUUCGAAAUCCAGAUGUGAAAGCCAGAACAACGCGAGGCCGAAGACAGCCGCGGAGAAGAAACAGGGUUCUAGUUUUGAUCUCAAUAGCCUCUCGGAGACGUAUUCGAGUGACGCUUCUUCUCAAGGGUGUAACGAUAUUACGUCUCAGAAGGGCUCUAUACCCGCACCCAAUAGAUCUAACAAGACUGAGAAUAUACCUAAUGCCGAGAAGUCUGACAAGAAACAUUCCAAACAAGGUAAAAAUUCCUUUGUGAAGAGAAAGAUGAAAUCACCCAAGGAUAACGAUAAGGCAGAUACCAAAGAGACGAUGGAGGAUACACAUGAGUGCACUACGAUAUCCUUAAAAGCGUUCAAACGAUUCAGCGAAGCCACGUCGAACGAGAGCCUAAUUCGUACUAUAUACUUGAAUGAGGAAAGAAAAAAGAAUCUAAUGGAACGAAGUGACAGUGUUCAGUUGCAAGAUCCACAACGUAGAGAGGAGAAUAAGCUUGCGUCUUACAAGAUUCCCAAAAUAUCGAAAUCUAUGGAUCAGAAGAGUGACAUGAAUAGUAACACGAAAGAAAUUAAUAUCAAGGAAGAUAAUAUGCCAAUAUUGGAACCCGAAAUCACCGUGAAUUUCGACGCGAGUUCCGACAGAGACAGUUCCCGAUCACCUCCAGUCAUUACAAUCCAAGAUAACGAAGAUCUCGAUAUCACGGAGUCCAAAUUGAUGGAUGACAAAGUCAUAAUGUCGAGCGAUAAAAUUAAGGAUGAUACAAAGGAUAUUAACAAAAAAAGCGAGAUGUCUGUCGCAGAUUUCAUAACUCAAUUAGCUUAUCACGAAAAGGCAACGAUAAAGCACAGACGAUACUGUAACCUGUGCGAGAGAUGGUUCCCGACAACAUCGCGGCAUCGACGGCACUUGGCUGGAUACCAACAUCGUCACAUAGAAUUGACACAACGUAGAAGCAUUCACGCACUAUUCAUGCUCUUCACGGGUAAGCCCUGCCCUAGACUACUGCCGGCGAAUGUCGCGCGAAAUGAUUGCUCCGUAGGUGAAUUAACGCCCUUGCAAAUUGCGGUACAGGAUGUCACAAAGAGCUUCGACUGUGCACAGCAAAGUCCUAGGAAGCAGAAUGACGUUGAUACAUAAUAAGGAGUAAGUUAUUUGAACUAAGCAUACAUGUAUAUAUACAUAUACCUACAAUUACUGUGAUCAUAAUAACAUGGCUUACAGUGCAAUCUUCUAUAAACAUUAUUCGCGAUGAUAAUAAAAGAUGAUACGAAUAUUUUUUAUCGCAGCUAGACUGUUAACACGAUUAAUAGCUGCUACUGUUAAUGGCGUCAGCAUCGAAAUUUUAUCUACUAGAUAAAUGGAGCGCUUUAAAACGUUUGCUGAUUUUUAGCUAAGUCAAGUCGAUGAAUAGAUCAUCAUUAACAGAAAGUUACCCGAGAGACAAUUCUAGCUCGCAAUUAGACGUUUAGCCAAAGACUUUAGCAAAGCUAAAAUAAUACACGUUCGAUUAUUUACACUGUUCAGAAGACCCCGGUCUUUUAUUUGUACAAAGUUUUACGAGUGAUUCAAACGCGCUGAAUGUGCUCACUGCGAAUUUUUAUUUAUAUUAUGAAGAGACUUAUAUAUAACACGUAUAUAUACACACAUGGAUAUAUACCUAUAAUUAUAUUUGUCAUUCCAGUUUGGAAAAGAUAUGUACACUGGUAACAUUAUGUUAUUAAGAAACGUAUACGGUUAAAAUUAUGUGAAAAUCUGCGUUUUAUGGUAUAACCAUAUCUCUAAUAAUAGAGACAUCUCGUACAAGAAAAAAAAUGAAACAUUCCUAUAUUAUACAUAUAAAGAUAUUAUAUCAAAAAAUCUGUGAGCUAUGGAACACACAUAAAAGUGAUUUAUCUUGCAUAAUAGAAAGUUUAUAUAACUGUUUGCGCGAUUUAUAUAUAAAUGUAUAAAACAAUCGAUAUAUUAUCACUGUGUGUGUGUGUGUGUGUGUUACUGUAAAAUGCACUUGAAAUAAUCAAACGUUUUACAUUCUUUGUUAUUUCUUUAAAAGUAUAAUUACUCAAAAGUUUUAUUUGCGUAAUAUUUUAUCUCAUUGUUAUUUUAUUUGUAAUAUUUUAUUGAUGUUAUUUUAAAUGUA